Messenger RNA from Maudiozyma barnettii, 3915 nucleotides. RefSeq names its product U2 snRNP complex subunit RSE1 (gene RSE1). Gene Ontology annotation, molecular function: U2 snRNA binding; protein binding. Gene Ontology annotation, biological process: mRNA splicing, via spliceosome. NCBI's taxonomy places the organism in Eukaryota, Fungi, Ascomycota, Saccharomycetes, Saccharomycetales, Saccharomycetaceae. The record is from RefSeq and is a predicted model, not a curated record. Bases 1 to 3915 code for a protein of 1304 amino acids. The transcript has a single exon. Gene Ontology annotation, cellular component: nucleus; U2 snRNP.
AUGAUUAUUAAUGACGAUGAACCAUAUUUAUAUAACCUUACAUUGCGUAAACAAUCAAACUAUACACACGCAUGUUCAGGAAGUUUCACAUUACAAGGAAGCCAUCAAGUAUGUUUAGCUACAGAAAACUCUAUUGAAAUAUAUGAUUUAUCAGAAGGAGACCUACAUCAUCGUCCAGUGGUAACUAUAGAUAAGAUCGAUUCUACAAUCACAUCCAUAUGCACAAUUCCCAAUAGUAACACUAACAGUUCCAACAAUACUUUGUCUAAGAUUCUUUUGCUGACAGAUUCUGGUAAUGUCACUCUUCUACAAUAUGAUACAAUCUCUAAUACACUGAAACCGAUAUCAAUCGAACCGUUAACAAGAUCAUCGAUGAGAAGAACUGCUCCUUUGUCAUUAAGCGCAGUAGAUCCUUUAGGUAGAUGCAUAUUUAUAUCAUCCUUAGAGAAAUUCGGGUAUAUGUACACGAUUAAUCAUACUAGUAAUUCGCCAUUAUCUUCCCCCGUGGAGGUCAUUAGACCAGGCUCAAUCACAUUAAGUAUCGUUGGAUGUUCUGGCCAAGUAUAUGAUAAUCCAACUUUUGCUGCAUUGGAAUACUUACCAGUACCACAUUUAACGUUUUAUUCAUUGGAUUUAAAUUUGAAUCAUGUCAUUAAAGGAAAGACUUAUCCUUUUAAAAAGAAGGAUCCUAAUUUUUUAUUAGCUUUGCCUGAUUUAUCAAAAUUCGAUAUCAUAGAAUCAUUUAAUGACGAAAUUGAAGCAACAAAUCCUUUUGUAAUCGUCGGGUUUUCAAAUCAUUUGAUUAUUAAAGAUAUGAAUGGUCUUUAUACUGUAGAGAUCCCAUUGCCUCAUCCAAAUGGUGAUACUAAUCCAAUUAAUAUUAUCGCGGCAGAUAUUCAAAUUAUUAAAAACAAAUCAUUUUUCAUCUUAUUACAAACUAAUAAAGGUGAUUUACUUAAAUUACAAUUGCAUAAGAAUUUAAACUCUUCUCAAACAAACGUUUUACAAGUUUCAAUGUCAUAUUUCGAUACCAUCCCACCUGCCAAUUCUUUACAUAUUUUUAAUAAUGGUUAUAUGUUUGCAAAUUCUGAAUUUAAUGAUAACUGGUUAUUUCAAUUCAAUUCCCUGGGAUCAGAAAAUUUUCAAUUGGAAAGAUCUUUUAAGAAACAUGAAUCUUUAACAAAUCUAUCUCGUAUAGAUAAUUUACAAACAUUAAACCCAUUAAUAGAUACAUCUUUGAUAAGUUCUGUUAAUAUACCCACUUCUUCUGAUAUCUUAACAAGAUCCACAGAUACUUCAUUACGUGUACUUUCAAGUUCAAUUAAUUUUAUUAAUUUAACUUCCUCAAAUUUACCACCAAACCCUCAAAAUAUUUGGACUUUGAAAUAUAAUGUAACAAAUGAUAAUUAUCAUCAUUUAUUGGUAUUAGGAUUUGAAAAUACAACAACUUUUUUACAGAUAGAAAAUGAUUCGAUUAAGGAUCUAAAAUUACCUGAUAAGGAUACCUUCUUAUUAAAAAAUGAUAAAACAAUUCAUAUGAAUUCAAUGUUAGCUGCUACUAUUAUUCAAGUAUGUAAUAAUAGGUGCAUCCAAAUAUCAAUCAAGGACGUCUACAAACAAAAAUUGAAUUGGUUCCCACCAGCAGGUAUAACAAUUGUAGCAGCAGACUCUACGCCAACUCAAUUAGUCCUUGCUUUAUCCAAUAAUGAUAUUGUUUAUUUAGAGAUCCAGGAUAAUGGAAGUUUAAUUGAAUCCACAAAAAGGCUAUCAAUUUCAACAAGAAUUACAAGUCUGGCGAUGUAUUAUAAUCCGAAGAAACCCUUGGAACGUUGCAAAUUCCUAAUUGUGGCAACUGACGAUAAACUAAUUAACGUUAUAUCUUUAAGUCAUGAAUCUUCAAGUAAUGAAGAUGAAGACGAAGAUGACAAUUUCUUGGAAAUUGUUUCUUUCCAGAAAUUGACAGAUGUUGCGAACGCUGUAUUAUACACACCAGGAUUUAUUCAUGUAGGAUUAAACAAUGGUGUCUACGCCAGAUCAAGAAUUAUGGAUACAGGAGGGAAACAAACUGCCACCGGCAUAAUCACAGAUGUCUGGAAUAAAUAUUUGGGUGUAAAAAAAGUAUCUUUAUCACUUAUUAAGAGAACUGCAUUAUCAUUAACUGAUAGCGAAGACGACGAAGAGGAAGAGGAAGGGGAAGAGGAAGAGAAAAAAGAUGGCCAAGAAUCUAUUGAGCGUUCAAAUUCAAAAGAAGAACAAGAUGAAGAGAAAGAACAAGAAUUAUCGGCUUGUAUAUUAGCGACCUCGGACUCUACUUGGGCAAGCUAUCAACAGAACGAUGUUUUUUACAUCAGACCUGUUUCAUUCCCAAAGGAAAUUAAAUCCUUAACCACAAUCUCAGAGAUCACAACAGAAACGUUGAAAUUUAACGGCUGUUGUUCUCUUUCAAAAUCAGGUAAAUUAAUUAUUGGACAAUUCAAAGAUUUUAUCUUUAAUGAUAAAUGGUUUAAUUUAGAGGAGAUACCGUUAUCACUUGAUAACAACGAAAAGCAACAGAAUUCAGAAGAAUCUCGAGAGGAUAGUUCCGAUUCUGAUGAUGACGAAGAGGAUGAUGACGAAUCACAUGUUGAUAUUCAAAAAUAUAGAAACAAAAGCAUCCUGCCAUUCAAUUCUUAUACCAUAUUCAUCGAUAACUUAAUUGAUGGCAACGGACAAUGUAGAAUAUCCAUAACAGAUUCAGAUAAGAGAUUUUUGGAAUUUAUUGAAGAAGAUGGUACCAGACGCAAUUUUCAAAUUCUUCCAAAUAUGUCCUGUCUAUCAGCAAAUCUGAUCAAUUUCUCAAAAGGGAACAAUUAUCAUUUAAUUCUUUCAUCACGAGAUAAUAAGUUAUUGUGUUUUGAAAUUUUAAUUAAAAAAUCCUCUUUUGAAGUUCAAUUAAUGCAUGAAACCAAUGUGGACGAUCGUAUCAAUACAUUUUGCGCAUUUAAUAAUAUGGUAUUGGUUCCAGUACAUGGCAAAUUGAUAUUAUACACCUUAGGUAAAAAACAACUUUUAAAGAAAUCAAUAAGUAAUACGACGCCAUCGACGACAAAAAUUGUAAAGCUGAUUAACUGGAAGAAUAGGAGAAUAGCAGUAGCAGAUAUACAUGAAUCGGUAACCAUAUAUCAAUUUUUUGAAAACCAAUUUAUACCUCUCGUGAGUGAUAUAACCAAGAGACAUGUUACUACUAUUAAAUUUUUGGACCCAUUUACAGUGAUUGGGGGUGAUAGAUUUGGAAAUAUUUGGACACUUAGAAUACCUCAAGAAGCACAAAGUGAUGACACAGAAUCGAUACUCACAAACACAAAGGAUAAAAAAUUGAGUGGAAAUCUAAUGGAGACUCCUUACAAGUUUCAGUUACUGAAUCACUAUUACGUCAAUGACAUUAUAUUAAAUAUCUUUGUUAUUCCAAACAUACACCUUUCAGGAAGGGACUGUAUUCUUUAUACAGGAUUACAAGGAACUGUCGGUGUCCUUGUUCCAAUAAUUUCUAAAAAUGAAGUAAUGCUAUUGAAAAAACUAGAAGAUAACAUUACUGAUUUGGAGACGAAUAUGACAACCUUUAUGAAUACCAAUGAAAAGGAUGAAGACUCCACAAAUUUGAACACGACAAAUAUGGAAGACUUACAACUUAUUAAAGAUAGGAAAAUUAAAGAAGAACCCCUUGAGGGUCGUUAUUCACUAGUAGGAAGAGACCACAGUGUAUACAGGGGCUAUUACGCACCCGUGAGAAAUAUUAUAGAUGGGGAUCUGUGUGAAACGUACCAAAAGCUACCAAGUUUGGAGCAGAACGUUAUUUGCAAAAAGCUUUCAAGUGGUAAUAUAACCCAUAAUGACAUUCUUAAAGCAAUAAACGAGAUUAGAACUAGUUAUAUCUAA